AUGAAUGCAAACGAAUGGUUAAAUAAAAAAAUUCCGAUAAAUCAAAGAACACGAGCCACAAGUCUUUACAUCAACGGACAACGUAGCAAAUGUGAUCAUAGCGAUUUUACGCCUGGUUGCAAAUAUUGUAGUAAUUGUAGUCAAAUUAAUUAUAGAAUUGCACCGACUUUUGAAUUCUAUAAUACUCUUAAUGACUUUGUUAAUUUGCAACAAUUAUCUAUUAUCGGUACUAAACAGGACGAGCAACAAAAGUUAACAAGUUUGAAGAUUGAUAAAUGUAAUAAGUUAACUAAUCUUACAAUAUAUUAUACUACUCUUACCAAAUUAAAUAUUAAUGAGAAUAUUAUGCUCCAAAAUGUCGACAUUAGCUAUAACAACUUAUGUAGGUUAAAUUUAGAUUGUAAACUAAAAAAACUCGACAGAUUUAAUUUCAUUGGCAACAAAGAACUCAGUUUCAACGACAUUAGAUUAAAAAGUCAAGUAGAAAAAUUAACUAGCAUUAUACGAAAUAUUAAAGGGGUUGGUCUCGGUGACUUAAAGUUAGCGGCCAAGAAAAUUGAAGAGGAAAAUUUAGAGGACCAAUUAGCUAGUACUAAAAAUAGAAUGGAUAAAAAUGGAGCAUUAUUGUUGGAACUUUUACUAGAAACUCAUCAAGAAUUAGAAAAAGUUAAAAAAGGAUUAUCAGAGGUGCUAACCGCAGAAGAAAUCCGAGAUUUCUUAAGAAAAAAAAGAAGAAAUUUAUGA
Molecule: messenger RNA, 744 nt
Organism: Scutellospora calospora
Lineage: Eukaryota; Fungi; Glomeromycota; Glomeromycetes; Diversisporales; Gigasporaceae
Source: the annotation of a GenBank genome assembly